GAACUCCCCCGUAUUAUUUAGCCCCACGGAGUGCCCCAGUGGGCAUGGGCCAUGGGCGAAGCAUAAGUUGUAGCCCAAACGCGUAGGACAGCGUUGUAAUGUCUAGAAACUUUCAUAUUCACGAGAGCUGCAUUGGUUGAGCUUCACCCCAUCCUCUCUCCUUUCUCAGUCGAGUGACUUAUUCUCCUCCUCUGCUGGCACUACUCGCAACACUGGCUUGCCUGCGCUCCGUUCUCCGCCUCCGUACGCGCAAAAAAUCUCACGAUGGCGUGGUCAUGGAAGCCGAAAUGCCCCUCGGUGCUGAAUAUCUCCUGGCUGCUCGUUCUCCUUCUCCUGGUGACCGCUAUCAUGGGGUUCUGCGGUCUGGAUAUCUUCAUGAGGUUGUUCCAGGAUCGGGUCCUUCUCAUCAGCGCCGGGUCGAGCGUGGGUUUACUGGUCCUAGGUGCCGUCCUAAUCUCCUCCGCCCGCACGCUCUCCAUCCGCUCAGCACUGCAAAGCAUCCCCAAAGUCUACGUCCCAAUCAACCCAUCCGACCUCCCAAAACGGGUCCACAAACUCAUCCAAGCCGACCUUUCCAACGUCGCCAAUAUCGCUUUGGAAGCGAAACCGAGGCCACAGGACGCGUUCGAGCUCGGGUGGGGUAAACAGGGGACAGCGCUGGAGAAGGUGCAUUUCAAAACGGCAGCGGUGCAGACUUUUGAGCUGUUAGAACGAGCGGCAAUCGACAUCUCCCCCUACCUCCGGCGACCUUCCACCCUCACCGCGCGGCGCUACAUCGAGUACCUGAUCUCCGAAGGCGUCCUUGGCCCCGACCUGGGCCGCUAUUACAUCGACCGGUAUGAGCAGCUGCGGUUCGGGCCGCAUGAGCUGGCGGAGAGCGAUUACAGGGAGUUUAUGAAGUUGGUUGCUGUUGCGCUGAGGAGCAUGAAACACCCGGAACAGACAGGCAUUUAGUCGACUCCGAUUUGGGGCGACCAGGGUAGAACCGGAAGCACAAGUUAUAUUAGGUGGGGCCUGCAGUGUAUAUCCUAAGACAUGAGCUCUAUAGAAAAAAAAAUACAGGUCGUGGAGCCACACGAUGGAGAUCCAGGCACCUCCGUUCGUCUCCUUGAGGGCGCCUCCAGGAGCGACACCGUCGCCCCUCCGACCGAGAAAACGGACGGAGAACAGGGGCUUGGACCGUCAUUACCCCACGUCGACCCGUAAAUUCAUGCUCGUCGUCAUU
Molecule: messenger RNA, 1225 nt
Organism: Fimicolochytrium jonesii
Lineage: Eukaryota; Fungi; Chytridiomycota; Chytridiomycetes; Spizellomycetales; Powellomycetaceae
Exons: 5
Coding region: 265-954 (229 amino acids)
Source: RefSeq, a predicted model, not a curated record